GAGAGAGAGAGGCCUCAACCUCCAUUUCCAUGGCGGAGACUACUCAUCUCACGGUAGUCAGAGCUUGUGCAUUUAGCUCUGCUCACAAUCACAAAUCCCCUCUUGGUCUUAUCAACAACUCUUCUCUUUCUUCUCUUCGUUUUAACCGUUUCAGUAGCAGAAGCAGAUGCCUCAACAUAUAUGGCGGAAGGAUUGGCGGGGCCGCCGUGGUUCGAUCCAUGACAGCUUCAUUUGGGUCUCGAUUGGAGGACAGUGUCAAGAAGACCGUGGCCGAAAAUCCUGUUGUUGUCUAUUCCAAGACUUGGUGCUCGUAUUCUUCGGAAGUGAAGUCAUUGUUCAAGCGACUUGGUGUAGAACCACAUGUUAUCGAAUUGGACGAAAUGGGUCCUCAAGGGCCACAGCUGCAAAAGGUGUUGGAAAGGCUCACCGGCCAACACACUGUCCCUAAUGUUUUUAUUGGUGGGACGCACAUAGGGGGAUGUACAGAUACCGUGAAACUAUACCGGAAAGGAGAACUCACAUCGUUACUGUCUGAAGCUGGUGCCGAACCUACUCAGAGCUAGCCAUCUUGAGUAUAUAGUUGUACUGAAUGCUGGUUCCUUCUGCCAGCCUUGGAUAUGAUAUGGAUGUUAUUGAUACUUUAAAACAAAAUUCAUUUCAUUGACAUUAUUUUCAAGGAGCAAACUUGUUGGUUAUGUACUUAUCCAAUCAAAUUAUGUAAUCCGUUCUCUGUAUGCGAACUAAAUUGUAAAAUGAACGCUCACUGCUAGUUUUUCUACAUUGAAAAUUAGAGUGUCUGCCGAUGAUAAUGUGACAUGUGAACUCAAAACAGAAAGAUGAUAUGAGGAUGGAGUUGGUA
Messenger RNA from Telopea speciosissima, 859 nucleotides. RefSeq names its product monothiol glutaredoxin-S10. The coding region runs from base 30 to 563 and encodes 177 amino acids. The transcript is spliced from 5 exons. Gene Ontology annotation, molecular function: glutathione disulfide oxidoreductase activity. Gene Ontology annotation, cellular component: cytoplasm. The record is from RefSeq and is a predicted model, not a curated record. NCBI's taxonomy places the organism in Eukaryota, Viridiplantae, Streptophyta, Magnoliopsida, Proteales, Proteaceae. Gene Ontology annotation, biological process: cellular response to oxidative stress.